Molecule: messenger RNA, 1377 nt
Organism: Colletotrichum truncatum
Lineage: Eukaryota; Fungi; Ascomycota; Sordariomycetes; Glomerellales; Glomerellaceae
Source: RefSeq, a predicted model, not a curated record
AUGUCGGUCUUCUCUCUCAUUAAGAGGUCGCGGCAGCAAGCCAAGGAGCACAACCAGAAGCAAGCGGACAAGGCUAAGGAGGCCCCCAAGCAAGCGUAUCGACACGUCCCUACCCACGCCGCCGUUGACGCCCUUUCUGGAGCGCCAUCGAGUUGGAAACAUGAUGACCGGCCCAGAAUCAUCGAACAGAACCGCAGGAGAAGUGCAAUGGCCGCCAGUGGUCUAGGCCACCAUAGGAUGCCUGGGCCUAGUCUACCUCGCGUUUCCAGCAGCCUCUCUCAUGUCACCUACCCUUCAUCUGAUGCCAGCCCCGCUGGACAGAUGCCUAGAGCUUACAGCUACAGCGGGGUUCCGCCUCCAAUGCCUUGGGAAAAUCGAAACAAGAACCCUUCUCUCUAUUCUGUCCCUGACGCUAGCCGCAUCUCAUUGAAGGGCAAGGAGCUUGACAGAUCAUACGAGUCCGGCCGCAACAGCCCGACCUCGAUCAAAGCUGGAUCUCCCGUCGGUAGCUCAAGCCAGUCGACGAGCUCUCAAGAGGACCUUGAAAUGAAGCCCUCACGGCACACAUCCAUGCCCCCUCAUUCUGCCGGCUCAUCCGAAGCCCCUCGCAACGCCGCUAUUGCUAUCCACGCUCAUCGUCUUCAUCCCAGCUCCCGUCGGGCUUCAGACGCUUCUGACAGAGCGGACUUCUCGCCUAAGAACCUUCAGCCUUCACCACCAAGUGAUAAGUCCAGGCCACCGCCGUCGACGCGUGGCUUCAACUCCAUCCCCCCCGUUACAUCCCUGCCGCCAAUGCAUUUCGGUAACACCUUGAAUGGGCAACCACCUAAUAUGCCUCUGGCUUCCUCAUCUGCCUCGACCCGUUCGUCUGCACAGGGAUCCUUCUCCUCCUUUAACUUCAAUGUCAACAACGCGCCCUUCUCCGCUCCUAUGUCCGGCAGAUCAUCCGCCGCCACCACCCCUGCAGCAUGCGUGACACCCGAGCCUGUUUACGAGUCUCUUGAGGAAGAAGAAGAAGCUUCUGCUUACACGUAUGCUCCGGCCUCCACUACCGCACCAUCCGCGAUGAAGCAAAAGGAUCGCCGUGGCAUCUCAAAGUCCAAGGUCACCCGCUUCACUGAACUGGAGACGAUCGACUCUCACACGGAGCAGAUUGCCAUACCCAGCGUUGCGUAUGAACAGGCCUGCAGGGACACCACUCCACCCCAGGUCUCCCACAAUGCCAUCAGUAAAGCUGCUGUUGUGGAAAUGGUGACUGCUGCUCCUGCCGAAGUGACCUCGGCGCAAAAGCAGGGGAAGCGGUUGUCGAAGCAGCCUGGCUCCAAGGUGGCUAAGAAGAGCCGUUGGUCAAUAAAGAGUUCUGCCGUUGCAGUCUAA